This is a messenger RNA of Hyla sarda, 4439 nucleotides long. It is a transcript of the gene ITGA8, whose product is annotated as integrin subunit alpha 8. Gene Ontology annotation, biological process: cell-cell adhesion; cell-matrix adhesion; integrin-mediated signaling pathway. The record is from RefSeq and is a predicted model, not a curated record. The coding region runs from base 145 to 3300 and encodes 1051 amino acids. The transcript has 30 exons. Lineage: Eukaryota; Metazoa; Chordata; Amphibia; Anura; Hylidae. Gene Ontology annotation, molecular function: integrin binding. Gene Ontology annotation, cellular component: external side of plasma membrane; integrin complex.
UGAGCCCUCCUCCUCCUCCUCUCCCCCUCUCCUAAGGGGAGUGAGUGGUUGCAGUCACAUCAGGCUCAGUGUGUGCUCCAGCAGUCCAGCACUCAGUCCUACCUCUCCUCCAUCAGUGCUUAGCUCAGGACCUCUGGAUACAAGAUGCUACAUGAAUGGGACCUGACCCUGCCCCUGCUGCUGCUGCUCUUCUUGCAUUGCCCCUCUGCACCUUUGGCAUUUAACCUGGAUAUAGACAAGGUGACAGUGUACAGUGGUCCCCAGAACAGCUAUUUUGGAUACUCAGUGGAUUUCUACAUCCCGGACUCCAGAACGACCAGCGUAUUGAUCGGAGCCCCCAAAGCUAACACCAGCCAGCCGGAGAUAGUGGAGGGGGGAGCGGUGUACAACUGUCCUUUCCCCAGUGGAGGCGCUGUCUGUAAGAGGAUUCCUUUUGACAACACUAACAACAGGUUCGCCAGAGUCAAUGGAACCAAACAGGCGCUCGAGUUCAAGUCAAAACAAUGGUUCGGAGCCACCGUCCGGUCUCAUAAGGAAAAAGUUGUGGCCUGCGCCCCUUUAUACCACUGGAGGAGCGUAAAGGAUCUAAGUGAAAGAGAGACUGUUGGGACCUGCUACGUGGCCAUUCAAAACUUCAGCUCCUACGCGGAGUACUCCCCCUGCCGCAACCAAAACGCUGACCCGGCAGGACAAGGUUACUGUCAAGCAGGAUUCAGUUUGGAUUUCUAUAAGAAUGGAGACAUCGCACUUGGAGGACCUGGCAGCUAUUACUGGCAAGGGCAGGUCUUCAGCGCCAACAUCGCAGAUAUAACUCAAGGCUAUUCCUUUAGGAACAUAAUCAGAAACCUUACCGGUGAGAAGAAGACCAAAGUGGGUGACUCUGCCUAUGAUGAUAGCUACAGAGGGUAUUCCGUGGCCGUAGGAGAAUUUACAGGCGAUUCUGUGCAAGAGUUGGUGGCUGGAAUUCCAAGAGGCGAGCAGAACUUUGGAUAUGUCACCAUCAUUGACUCUACAGACAUGACGUACGUUCACAAUUUCACAGGUGAUCAGAUGGCUUCGUACUUCGGAUAUACAGUUGCCGUGUCGGAUGUAAACAGCGAUGGUCUAGAUGAUGUCCUGGUGGGGGCGCCACUGUACAUGGACCGUGAAAUUGAAAGUAACCCUAAGGAAGUGGGCCAGGUUUACCUCUACCUGCAACAGAGUCCUCUAGUCUUCAAAGAUGCCCAGCUACUGAAAGGGGCGGAGGUCUUUGGCAGAUUUGGCAGUGCUAUAGCAAACCUAGGGGAUUUAAAUCAAGAUGGAUACAACGAUGUCGCAAUCGGAUCCCCAUUUGCAGGCGAAGACAGAAAGGGGAAAGUGUUUAUUCACAAUGGAAAUAAAAAUGGGUUAAAUGACAAACCGUCUCAAGUCUUGGAAGGAUCAUGGGCCUCGGCGUCCCUGCCGGCAGGAUUUGGCUUCACCUUGAGGGGGGAUUCAGACAUAGACAAAAAUGAUUAUCCAGAUCUCAUUGUUGGAGCGUUUGGAGCAGGAAAAGUGUCUGUAUACAGGGCCAGACCUGUAGUUACUGUGGAUGCCGAGCUUCUUCUUAAUCCCAUGAUCCUUAAUCCUGAGAACAGAACUUGUCUGAUUUCUAUCUCAGACACUGUGGAGUUGGUGGUGACUUGCCUCACUGUAAGGGUGUGUAUGGAUGUAUCCGGACAAGGAAUUCCUCGUCACAUCGCUAUGAAAGCCGAACUGGAGCUGGACUGGUUAAAACAGAAGAGAGCGGUGAAGAGAACGCUCUUCCGCGACGGCACCGCGUACCACGCGUUUCAGAUGAUCGUAGGGAAGGAUAUCGGAAAGCAGUGUCAGGAUUUUCUUGUUUAUCUCAGAGAAGAAUGGGAAUUUCGGGAUAAGCUCACUCCAAUCACUGUCAACUUGAAUUACAGCUUGGAUGAAUCUGCCUUUUUGGGUAACCAGGACCUAAAGCCAAUAUUAAAUCUCUAUAAGGAAGCGAAAAUACAGCAGCAGGCUCACAUUCUUGUGGACUGCGGAGAUGACAAUAUGUGCAUUCCUGACCUGAAACUCUCAGCCAAAUCGGAUAAAAAAGAGCUGAUUAUAGGGGAAGAGAACCAUAUGCUCUUCAUCAUAAAUGCAAGGAAUGAUGGAGAAGGUGCUUACGAGGCUGAGCUCCAAGUCAACAUCCCACCUGAGGCGGACUACGUAGGCAUUGAGCGCAAUAUGGAGGGUCUAAAACAGCUUAAUUGUGAAUACAAAAUGGAAAAUGAGUCCCGAAUGGUCAUAUGUGAUCUCGGAAACCCCAUGGUUGCUGGAACUAAUCUCUCGCUCGGUUUACGAUUUGUGGUCCAGAGGUUAGAAAGUGCUGACAGCAUCAAAUUUGACCUUUUUGUAAAAAGUUCCAACAAAGACAAUCCCAACAGUAAUUUUGUCAGUCUAGAAAUUUUCAUCACUGCUGAGGCCCGCGUGGAGAUAAGAGGAGUUUCCCAUCCCCCUCAAAUCGUCCUACCCAUUCCCAACUGGCAACCGAAAGAAAAACCUACAGAAGAAGUGGAAAUUGGACCCUUAGUUCAACACAUCUAUGAGUUGCAUAAUAUUGGACCAAGUGCAGUUGGGGAAACGCACCUGACUGUGGAGUGGCCUGUCCAGAAUAAAGAGGAGUUUCUCCUGUAUAUAUUUCACAUUGAGACAGAGGGGCCCUUACAGUGCUAUCCGAGCAGCGCUAUUAACACUUUAAAUAUUAAGCCAAACGAACCUGAAGACACCCCAGAGUUGGCUGCUUUCCUACGCAAUUCCAGCGUCUCCCAUGCGGUGAGCAGGAGAGACAUCGCAGUGGCAGAGGCCCUGAGGCAUAACCCCAUCCCAACUAAACUACUGAAUUGCACCAAUGUGAAAUGCUUAAGAAUCACCUGCAAAGUGAAGCAACUAAGAGGCGCCGAGCGGGCCGUGGUGAAGAUCAGAUCCCGGUUAUGGGCAGAAACGUUCCUCCAGAGGGACAACGAAUAUUACUCGCUCACCGCCAGCGUGUCGUUUGAAGUAAAGAAGAUGCCUUAUAGUGUUCAACCAGCAAAACUGCCAGCUGCAAGUAUAGCAAUAAAGACAUCAGUGAUUUGGGCAACUCCGAAUGUAUCGUUCUCCAUUCCUCUGUGGGUCAUCUUACUGGCCAUUCUACUGGGGUUGUUGGUUUUAGCCAUACUUACCGUAGUCAUGUGGAAGUGUGGAUUCUUUGACCGUGCAAGACCACCACAAGAAGACGUAACGGACGACACAGAAAAACUGACAAACAAAACAUCUGAAGCAUGAAAACAACAUCCUGUGCUGUAAGACUGCAACGUGGAGGGCCAAAGAUUGAAUGUACUUGCAUCGCCACAUUGCAGCGUUGCUUCUGAGUUGCGCUGUACCAACCACUCAAGGGACAUUUGUUGAAUGAUGCCUUAAAAAAUUCCUUCAAUGUCACAUAUGAAGUUUUUACUUGAAUCUUUGCUGGUUUCGUGCAGAAGAGUUGCAUGAUAUGCGCUCCAGAGACUCGUGAGAGUAACGAAAACUGUAAGCCUGUAUUACUGUACUGGGAUGUAGACUUCUCUGACCAACUCUUAAACCACUACUGUUCUGUAAAGGACCUGGGAACAUGCCCAUCAGGGAACAGUUCUCCAUUGGAUCACUGGGAAGUGUCAGAUUUUUGACUAUGUUUUCCAGAAUGACUCUAUAAGAUGAGAUGAUCAUUUUUGUUGGAUGAAGCACAGACUCUUUAUUCUUCCUCUCGAAGCUUCCGAAAAAUGCAACAAAGAUCUGUAUAAUAUUUUAUACAUUUGUACAAAUUGUUGAAAUGUUUUGUCUAUAGAAAAUGUGCCGUUUUUAUUGAACGCCAAACCAUGCUUGACACCUACUUUGCCGGAACUGGAGACAUCAUGCCUGAUUGAGGUCUUUUGUCUGGGUCAAGAGUUGACUUUUAAUGUUGGCUUCAGUCCAGUCGAAUAGGCAACAGGAUAGAACUUUUUUUGUUCUUCUGUGAACGGCUGGCGACCUGAGAUCACUUUAUGUAACAAAUCACUUUAUUUAUAUCACUUGUUACACUGUUCUUCUAUUACCAAUACUGUAUUAAGCAGUGCCUUCAUGUGCGUUACACAGGGCCAAUAGUCAGUUGUGCUCUGCAAAGGCGAUCCCGGCUACUUGUGGUUGGUGGUUAUAAGAUAUUGCACUCAGUUAUACUCAUGAAACAAGUAAAUACUGGCUGAAACUAAGAUUGGUUUUGACUGAGGACAAAGGUUGUGGCCAGAUAUAGUCUACCAUAUACAAUAUAAGGAUAUGUCGGCACUUCAGUGGAAUCUGCGGUUGUGCACGAGGUAGGGUAAAGCCACAGGUAGAAGAAAGAUGAUACCCAGCUCUCACCAGUAAUGCACAGGAAAGAUUUAUUACGCCAUAGCGUAGUACAAGGACGUGUU